Dioscorea cayenensis subsp. rotundata (Guinea yam) is the source of this 1032-nucleotide messenger RNA. RefSeq lists its product as uncharacterized. Bases 98 to 799 code for a protein of 233 amino acids. NCBI's taxonomy places the organism in Eukaryota, Viridiplantae, Streptophyta, Magnoliopsida, Dioscoreales, Dioscoreaceae. Gene Ontology annotation, cellular component: plasma membrane. The record is from RefSeq and is a predicted model, not a curated record. The transcript has 3 exons.
AACAUUACACGUGUUAUUUUCUGAUUGGCACGUUUCUUUCUAAGCAAAAAGACCAACGAGGAAACCCCACCAGAGGAUCCAAACAUCACCGUCGACGAUGGAGAAGCCGGGAACUCCGGCGACAGCGCCGCUUCUCUCGCCGUCUUCUUCACAGCCCUACUACGGCGUUCCGGCGCCAUUCCAGAGCCCCUCUCCCCCCGCCUACGUCCUCCUCCCCUCCUAUCACCGUCGCCGCUCCCUCCGCCACCGUUGCCGCUGCUGCUCCUUUCUCGUUCCCUCCUCUUGCUUCUUCUCCCUCGCUUUCAUCUGCGCCAUCAUCGCCGCCUCCCUCUUCUUCCUCUGGCCUUCCGACCCCGAGGUCUCCGUCACCCGCCUCCGCCUCCACAGCAUCCAUGUCGCUACCAAACCCAGCAUCUCCCUCGACAUCUCCAUCGGUCUCGAGGUUAAGGUUCGGAACCGGGAUUUCUUCUCUCUGGACUACGAUGAGAUGGUCGUGGCCAUUGGUUAUCGAGGGAGGAGGCUUGGGUUGGUGAGAUCGGAAGGCGGGCAUAUUAGGGCUCGUGGUGUGUCGUAUAUCGAUGCGAUGCUGCGUCUGGAUGGGAUUAGGGUUUUGAAUGAUGUUUUCUAUCUGAUUGAAGAUCUUGCCAGAGGGUCCAUUCCCUUUGAUACUGUGACUGAGAUUGAAGGCCAGCUACACCUCUUCUUCUUGGAUGUCCCCAUUCAGGGAAGAGUAUCUUGUGAAGUGAAUGUAAACCCAGAAAAUCAGACUGUUAUUCGUCAGAAUUGCUAUCCUGAGUGAUGGCAGUUUUGGCUUCUUAUCAGAGGGUUCUAAUGUGUAAAAAACACCCUUUCAAGCCUGCUUGUAAGGUUUAUACUCUCUUAACCUUCCGAUACUUCAGUUUGAUGUAUAAAUUCUUAUAUAAUCAUUAUUACCUGGGUAAUUAUCAAUGCCAAAACAAACAAAAACAGUGGCAAUUUGUAAAUGAGCUACUUGCAUGAUUACCAUAUUUAAGUAAAUAAUAUUAAGUGCUA